CGGAGUCAUAAUAUAGACAGGAAGAACUGACUAAAAGGGGGGACAUUAUGCGCCGCUGGUUUUGCUGCACCCAGUUUCAUGCUUCGUAUCGUGAGCAGCAACAUGAAUUUCCUUCCAGCCCAGACGAGAAAGAAGAAAAUGGGUUUGCCUCCAAAAGUGAUCCCACAAAAGCACCUCCUCCCAUUGAGAUACCUGAAAUGUCACUUGAUGAACUGAAAGAAAAGACAGGCAAUUUUGGGUCAAAAGCUUUGAUCGGCGAAGGAUCAUACGGGAGAGUGUAUUAUGCUACUCUAGACAGCGGAAAACAUGUUGCUGUUAAAAAGCUUGAUACUUCAGCUGAGUCUGAUAACGAUUUUUUGACACAGCUCUCAAUCGUGUCGAGAUUGAAGCAUGAAAAUUUUGUGGAAAUGCUUGGCUACUGUGUGAAAGGAAAUGAACGUCUGGUGGUCUAUGAAUUUGCUACAAUGGGUUCCCUACAUGAUAUCUUGCAUGGAAGGAAAGGUGUCCCUGGUGCACAGCCUGGCCCAGCACUUGACUGGUUGGAGCGGGUAAAAAUUGCUAUAGAUGCUGCUAAAGGACUAGCAUAUCUUCAUGAGAAGGUUCAACCUUCGAUAGUCCAUCGGGACAUACGGUCUAGCAAUGUCCUUCUAUUUGAGGACUACAGAGCGAAAGUUGCAGAUUUUAAUCUUUCAAAUCAGUCUCCUGAUAUGGCUGCUCGUUUGCAUUCCACCCGUGUCCUUGGAACAUUUGGCUAUCAUGCUCCUGAGUAUGCCAUGACUGGUCAGCUAACUCAGAAAAGUGAUGUAUAUAGCUUUGGAGUUGUUCUUUUAGAGCUUCUAACAGGAAGGAAACCGGUAGAUCAUACAAUGCCUAGAGGUCAGCAGAGUCUAGUUACAUGGGCAACACCUCGUUUGACCGAGGAUACAGUUAAACAAUGUAUUGAUCCAAGGUUGAAGGGCGAGUAUCCCCCAAAAGGUGUUGCCAAGCUUGCUGCUGUGGCAGCGCUCUGCGUGCAGUACGAAUCCGAGUUCAGACCCAGCAUGAGCAUUGUCGUCAAGGCACUCUCUCCCCUUCUUCAGCACAAACCUCAACCUCCACCAGCCGCCGCUCCUGAUACAACGGCUUGAGACGCCUGACCAACCCGGUUCUGCAUGAAUGAAUGUAAAAAGAGUGCUAAGCUGCAUAUAUACCCUCGUCUGCCUGUCCCUGCGCGUGAGAUGUUUUUUUACAGUAUCGAAAGUAGUACCCUUGCUUUACUGAGUUCAACGACAGGCUUUAGUGUGUGAUUUCGCUGAGUGAUGUGCUCCUGUUGCAUUCGUUUGCCUGGGUGUGCAAGAUGUGUUCUGUUGGUGCUCACCUCAGUAACCGUGCUCUGAACUUGGGAAGGUCGUAAUCUUGUAAUUAGCUCAUGCUUUUGACAUUUUCUGGGCUUGCCAUUGUGGUUUUGAGCUAACAUCAUCGAUUGAUUGUAUAAUGUGCUGAACUCAAAGCUUGUGUGAGAUAUGAGGAGCGGCCCACAUUCUUGUCAA
Molecule: messenger RNA, 1529 nt
Organism: Lolium rigidum
Lineage: Eukaryota; Viridiplantae; Streptophyta; Magnoliopsida; Poales; Poaceae
Product: PTI1-like tyrosine-protein kinase 3
Exons: 7
Coding region: 48-1127 (359 amino acids)
Biological process (GO): protein phosphorylation
Molecular function (GO): protein tyrosine kinase activity; ATP binding
Source: RefSeq, a predicted model, not a curated record